CACGCAAACAGAAAAAAUCCCCCGACCAAAAACCGAAUCAAACGCUCGCAGGCAGAGGCGAGAGGAGAGAGUAGAGAGGGGAAACCACCCAAAAAUAGCGAGAGGAGAGGCGGAGGAGGCGGCGGAGGAGGGGCCGCAGGAAUGGCGGCGAUGCAGAGCUGGCGCAAGGCGUACGGCGCGCUCAAGGACACCACCACCGUCAGCCUCGCCAACCUCAACUCCGACUUCAAGGAUCUGGAUGUGGCGAUCGUGAAGGCGACUAAUCACGUGGAGUGCCCGCCCAAGGAGCGCCACCUGCGCAAGAUUGUUGCGGCGACGUCCAUCGCUAGGCCUCGGGCAGACGUCGCGUAUUGUAUCCAUGCCCUUUCCCGCAGGCUUGCAAAAACACGCAAUUGGAUUGUAGCCUUGAAAACACUUGUAGUGAUCCAUAGACUUCUCCGAGAAGGUGAUCCUACUUUUCGAGAAGAGCUUCUUAAUUUUGCACAGAGGGGUCGGAUUUUGCAGCUCUCAAACUUCAAGGAUGACUCCAGUCCAAUUGCUUGGGACUGUUCUGCAUGGGUUCGCACAUAUGGUUUGUUUCUGGAGGAAAGAUUGGAAUGCUUCAGGGUCCUGAAGUAUGAUGUUGAAGCUGAACGCUUGUCCAAACAAGGUCAAGGUCCUGAGAAGGGGCACAGCAGAACCAGAGAAUUAGAGUCCCAGGACCUGUUAGAGCAGUUGCCAGCUUUGCAGCAGUUACUAUAUCGACUUGUCGGAUGUCGGCCAGAAGGAGCUGCGAAUAAUAACUACCUGGUGCAAUAUGCUCUAGCUUUGGUGCUAAAAGAGAGCUUCAAAAUAUAUUGUGCGGUAAACGAUGGAAUUAUUAACCUUGUUGAUAAGUUUUUUGAGAUGCCAAGGCAUGAAGCACUCAAAGCCCUAGAAAUUUACAGGAGGGCAGGUCAACAGGCUGGAAGCCUAUCUGAUUUCUAUGAAAAUUGCCGGGGUCUAGAACUUGCUAGGAACUUCCAGUUUCCCACUCUGAGGGAGCCGCCACAAACAUUUCUUGUCACAAUGGAAGAGUAUGUGAGGGAGGCUCCACGCAUGGUUCCAGUGCGAGAACCAUUGGAAUUACCCGAGAGGCUUCUUCUGACAUACAAACCUGAAGAACAAGAGGAAGUUCCUGUGCCUGAUCCUGUUGAAGAGGAAAAGCCACCGGUCGAAGAACCUGUUCCAGUACCGCCUGUUGCUGAAGCUGUUUCACCUCCUCCUCCCAAGACUGUGGUGGCAGAUACUGGUGAUCUACUGGGAUUAAAUGAUCCAAACCCUAGUGUAUCAGCAAUAGAAGAAAGCAAUGCUCUGGCUUUGGCCAUUGUUCCAACAGAUGCUGGUGCUUCAACAUCCAGCACCGCUACAUGGCAAGAUAAAGGAUUUGAUCCAACAGGGUGGGAACUCGCCCUAGUUACCACCCCAAGCAACACAAAUUCGUCUGUUGCAGAUAGUCAACUGGGUGGUGGAUUUGACAAGCUCAUCUUGGACAGCCUUUACGAUCAGGGAGAUUACAGACAGAGACAGCAACAGCCGUUGUAUGGUUCAUCAGCUCCCAACCCAUUCAUGUCAAAUGAUCCUUUCGCGAUGUCCAACCAAAUUGCUCCCCCACCAUCGGUUCAAAUGGCUGCCAUGUCUCAGCAGCAUCAGCAGAUACCAACUAUGAUGCAAGCAAAUCCCUUUGGACCUCCAAUGCAGCCACAGCAUGUGGGCAUGGGCCCUGCAACAAACCCUUUCUUAGAUUCUGGUUUUGGGCCAUUCCCAGUGGCAAACAACGGACAUCAGCAAGCCAACCCAUUUGGUGGCACCCAACUUCUGUAGUUUACAUAGAAGAGGAGCAUAUUGUGUCCAAGCAAAUGCGAUUUUCGUGUGAUUAUAUUAUGCAUUGUGCCUGGCCUUUCUUGUAUGUCACUCGUGUAAUUGAUUUUGUGUAUUGGCCUCUCCACACGGGGGCUGACAACCGACCCUUGUUGUAAAGAAAUUAGUGGCCCAUGUAGCAUCAGUAUAUGUCAACAAAUAGUAUGACAUUAUAAAACAAAAUGGAAGUGCGAUGGCUGGUUAAACAAUUCUUCUAAA
Messenger RNA from Oryza brachyantha (malo sina), 2097 nucleotides. Its product is annotated as putative clathrin assembly protein At2g01600. Lineage: Eukaryota; Viridiplantae; Streptophyta; Magnoliopsida; Poales; Poaceae. Bases 142 to 1842 code for a protein of 566 amino acids. Gene Ontology annotation, biological process: clathrin-dependent endocytosis; clathrin coat assembly; vesicle budding from membrane. Gene Ontology annotation, molecular function: SNARE binding; clathrin heavy chain binding; 1-phosphatidylinositol binding. The record is from RefSeq and is a predicted model, not a curated record. Gene Ontology annotation, cellular component: clathrin-coated vesicle; clathrin-coated pit. The transcript has 15 exons.